Messenger RNA from Fukomys damarensis (Damara mole-rat), 1456 nucleotides. RefSeq names its product calcyclin binding protein (gene Cacybp). Bases 57 to 761 code for a protein of 234 amino acids. The transcript is spliced from 6 exons. Lineage: Eukaryota; Metazoa; Chordata; Mammalia; Rodentia; Bathyergidae. Gene Ontology annotation, biological process: heart development. Gene Ontology annotation, molecular function: S100 protein binding; ubiquitin protein ligase binding; tubulin binding. Gene Ontology annotation, cellular component: nucleus. The record is from RefSeq and is a predicted model, not a curated record.
GAAAGUACUCCACCUAGGAUAAUUUGGGAGUAUGGGUGCAGGAGCUGCUUGGACUGAUGGGAUUGUCUUUGUUCUUUUCAAGUCUGCAGUUGCAGAAUGAUCUAGAAGAGGUAAAGGUGUUGUUGGAAAAGGCCACAAGGAAGAGAGUACGUGAUACCCUGACAGCUGAAAAAUCCAAGAUUGAAACAGAAAUAAAGAAUAAGGUGCAACAAAAAUCACAAAAGAAACCAGAAUUUCUUGAUAAUGAAAAACCAGCUGCUGUGGUUGCUCCAAUCACAACAGGAUAUACUGUGAAAAUCAGUAAUUACGGAUGGGAUCAGUCAGAUAAGUUUGUGAAAAUCUACAUUACUUUAACUGGAGUUCAUCAAGUUCCUGCUGAGAAUGUGCAGGUGCAUUUCACAGAGAGGUCAUUUGAUCUUUUGGUAAAGAAUCUAAAUGGGAAGAGUUAUUCUAUGAUUGUGAACAAUCUCUUGAAACCCAUCUCAGUGGAAGGCAGUUCAAAAAAAGUCAAGACUGAUACAGUUCUUAUCUUAUGUAGAAAGAAAGCAGAAAAUACGCAGUGGGAGUAUUUGACUCAGGUUGAAAAAGAAUGCAAAGAAAAAGAAAAGCCAUCCUACGAUGCUGAAACAGAUCCUAGUGAGGGAUUAAUGAAUGUUCUAAAGAAAAUUUAUGAAGAUGGAGAUGAUGAUAUGAAGCGAACCAUUAAUAAAGCCUGGGUGGAAUCAAGAGAGAAGCAAGCCAAAGGAGACACAGAAUUUUGAGACUUUUAAUUCCUUCUGAGAACUAUUAUUAUAUGGGAAUACUGAUAUUUCCAAUAAGGGAAUGUUAGUGAGCUGCACAUAGAAAUUUGACAGAUAAGUACAAAGCCUUCAAAGCAAAGGCAAAGAAUUCUCCAUUUCUUAUUGGAGGAUUUAUUUAAAUAAGAUAUGCUUAUUAAACAUUUCCUCCAAAAAUAGUUUCAUUACACCCUGGUCAUUUUGUUCAAGAAAGGGUUAUAUGGUAUUCUCAUUGAAAUAGAAAAAGCAAGUCUUGUGUAAAGAAAACAAUACAUUAUAUGUAUUUUUGUUCAGCUAGGAGAUAGAAAAAAGUAUUUGCUUGCCUGUAAAAGUUACAGAUGUCAGCUCCCACUAAUGUAAUAAGAGUAAAACUGAAUUUUUAUAUAAAACUCAAAUUUGUGCCUGUGCUUCAAAUUUGCUGUAGAGUGGAUGAUCCCCUAUUACUAGCUUGCGCAUUGCGUAUACCAGGGAUUACCAUGCGCUCUGCACUAAUAAGCCAAUCACAAAUGUUUCUCUAGAUUUAAAUAUAUUUGUUUAUGAGUAUAGAAUUAAGAAUAGACAAGCAUCUUCAUAUAGUAGCAGUAAGUUCUACCAUGAGUCAGAUACUAACCAUAAAGCAAACAUAAUUAAUUUGAAAAUCCAUCUAUUCUUAUGUUCAAUAAAGUUGGAUUUUUAUGUAA